AUGGCAAUCAUUGAUAUAUCAAAUACCGAUAUCUACAUUAUUUGCAACGAGGAUAUCCAACUAAUAUCUUUGAUAACCUCAAAUCUACAUGAAAAAGGCGCGACGAAAGUUCACCUCCUGGUUUCUAAUGAGCAAUCGCAAUACGUCAAAGAAACGUUUAUAGGUGCAAACGUAAAUGCAAUAGGCGGAGUCUGGGAAAAGGCGACAGACUAUGAGGUUACCAUAAAAAAUGCUGUUAUCGUGAUCAGCAUGCUUUAUCAUGAGUUUGAGAAGCAAGAGAAACUAUUCGCCGCAUGUGUUCGACAAAAUGUUGUUCUGUUCGUCGCUUGGGACUCAGGAAUGGAGUUAGAAAGCCUAGUACGCAACAAAAUGUGUCCAAGGACACGACUUCAUCAAAUGCUGAUAGACUACACAUUACCAUUAAGUCACGAAUCUUACCCUUCUCCUCAGACAGACUGCUACACGCAAUCGUCCUUCGUUGUCUCUUCUGAAUCGUCUGACAAAACGCAGUGGAUGUUAUUUCAAGUUGGAAUAUUUAGCGACGAAAUUCUAAUUCACGAUAUUUCCACCAUCACUACUGCGUUCAAUAGCCCUAAUCAAUUCAUAUUCGUUAAUGUAUCAAUAAAAUCUGAUUUCGCGCAAUUGGUUGCGGAGGCAAUAGUUACUAGAAAAGUCAAAGUCAAUCGAAACUACGUUAUAGGAGAAUUCGUUUCUCACACCUUUCUGGGACACGUGCACAAAGUCUUCAACUCUGGUCUCAAAUAUGAUGACCGAAUGUCCAGCGAAAUUUCCGAAUUCGAAAUGAACAAUAUGCUACGCAUCUCCGGCAUUAUUUCAGCUCGACCUAUACCACGGAUCCUAUAUCCAAAUUGCGGUGUGUACGUUCAUAAACUAUGCGUCGAAAUUUCAUUUCAACACGAAGCCACGAUUUACGAAAUAUUAACCAAUCACCGUCAG
Messenger RNA from Acaulospora morrowiae, 957 nucleotides. NCBI's taxonomy places the organism in Eukaryota, Fungi, Glomeromycota, Glomeromycetes, Diversisporales, Acaulosporaceae. The record is from the annotation of a GenBank genome assembly.